Panicum virgatum (switchgrass) is the source of this 1454-nucleotide messenger RNA. Its product is annotated as putative F-box protein PP2-B8. NCBI's taxonomy places the organism in Eukaryota, Viridiplantae, Streptophyta, Magnoliopsida, Poales, Poaceae. Bases 316 to 1254 code for a protein of 312 amino acids. The record is from RefSeq and is a predicted model, not a curated record. The transcript is spliced from 3 exons. Gene Ontology annotation, molecular function: protein binding.
UUUCCUUUCCCCCCCAAAUUUUUUUUCCCAGGCUGCUCCGCGCGACGCGUUCCCAGAUCGCGUGCGUCCAGUGCACGGCGUUGCGACGGAAUGGCUCCGGUUUUCUCACAGGCCGGGAGGUACGGCACGGGUGCCUGCUGCCGUCACGUUGCUCGCGAGUCGCGAUUCUAAAAAGUCCGUGGCUUUCCGGCGUGCAACGGAAUCGCUUGCUUGCUCCCUCGUUUCCGCUGCCACGGGCGCGAGGUCGUAGCUAGCUGCUCUGCUGCCGGGCGGUAGAGAGCAGGAGGGCACGGGCUCGUACACGGCGCGCCGGCGAUGGCCGGAGAUCAGCAGCAGCAGCAGCAGCAGCAGGAGCAGGAGCGCACCCAGGUGGGGGACCUCCCGGAGGUGUGCCUGGCGCACGCCAUCGCGCUCACCUCCCCGCGCGACGCCUGCCGCUGCGCCGCGGUCUCGCCGGCCUUCCGCGCCGCCGCGGACUCGGACCACGUCUGGCGUCGCUUCCUCCCGCCGGGCCGCCGCGGCGCCGCCGCCGCCCACCCGCCGCAGGGGCAGCAGCCGCAGCAGCACCCCAAGCCGGCGGCCAGCAAGGGCGCCUACCUCCGCCUCUGCGACGCCGGCGCCGCCGUCCCCGUCGACGGCGAAGGGAGUGGCUCGCGGAGGCUGUGGCUGGACAGGGCGAGCGGCGCCAGGUGCUACAUGCUGUCGGCGAGGGCGCUGAGCCUGCCGUGGGACGACGGCGAGUUCAGCUGGAGGUGGACGCCCCACCCGCUCUCCAGGUUCGGGGACGUGGCCGAGCUGGUCGAGUGCACCUCCCUGGACAUCUACGCCCGGCUCCCGGCCGCCGAGCUCACGCCGGCGACCACCUACGCCGCGUACCUGGUCUACGGCGUCGCGGAGGGGCACCGCGGCCUGAGCUACCCGGACCAGGAGACGACGGUGGCGCUGGGCGGGGGGCGCGCGGCGCCGGCGCCGGCGCGCCACGCCGUGUGCCUCCACCCCGACGAGGCCGAGGCGCGCAAGUUCAGGGCCGUGUCCCGCGGCACCGGCGACGGGGAGCCGAGGCGGCCGAGGCUGCGGGCGGACGGGUGGUCGGAGAUGGAGAUGGGGCGGCUGCGCACGCCCGGCGACGACGGCGGCCGGGAGGCCCCGGCGGCGGUCGCGGGCGAGGAGGUGGCGGUGAGCUUCGAGGUGCUGGGGUGGUACCCGAAACGCGGGCUCAUAGUCGAGGGCGUCGAGUUUAGGCCCGUCGACUGAUUUUGGGGGGGAAUUUGGGCAUUUUGAUUGAAGGGAAAUUUGUGUAAUUGUGUUGCUAUAUGCCCCUGAUUAAUUUGGAAAACAGGUAUCGCGCUGUGGUUUACACUAGCAAAAUCAGUGGUAUUUUCAGGACGACAUUGUCAAACCAAUGUUAUUUCCAUAGCAUUUUUUUUUCAAAUCGGUGAUCUAAGAUUGGGCAA